AUGGACGGCCAAACAGGGCCUCCGGACAAAAGUAUCUCAUUGGAUGGGAACUCCAUCCCUCUUUAUGAUCGUGGAUUCUCAGUGGCUUUGACUUCAACUGAUGGGCCUCCGGACAAAAGUAUCUCAUUGGAUGGGAACUCCAUCCCUCUUUAUGAUCGUGGAUUCUCAGUGGCUUUGACUUCAACUGAUGGUUCAUGUAACCUGGAAGGGGGUUUGGAAACUGUCGAUGCUUCACGUUGUUUCAAUUGUGGUUCAUACAACCAUGCAUUGAAGGAAUGCCCGAAGCCUCGUGACAAUGCUGCUGUAAAUAGUGCUCGAAAGCAACACAAGUCUAGACGUAAUCAGAAUGCGAGUUCCCGUAACCCGACUCGAUAUUAUCAAAAUUCUGCUGGGGGAAAGUAUGAUGGUUUGAGGCCUGGUGUCCUUGAUGCUGAGACACGGCAACUUUUGGGCCUUGGGGAGCUUGAUCCACCUCCGUGGCUGAAUAGAAUGCGUCAAAUGGGAUACCCACCAGGCUAUCUAGAUCCAGAUGAUGUGGACCAACCAUCAGGGAUUACAAUAUUUGCUGAUGAGGAAAGUAAGGAAGAAAUGGAGGAAGGGGAACUUCCUGAGACAGCCUAUAAUGAGCCACCUAGAAAAAUGAGUGUUGAAUACCCGGGGAUAAAUGCACCAAUUCCAGAGAAUGCAGAUGAAAGGCGUUGGGCAGCUGCGCCUUCGAGUUUCGAUCUAUCUAGAAAUCGAUCUAAUCACAGAUUCAACCAUUCGUCAGAACAUAGCAGCAAAGGAAAUUAUCAUGAGCAAACAUGGUCCCGGGAUUUCAGAGAUGAUUGGCCUCCUGGCUGUGAACCUGCAACCAGCCCAUCCAUAUCUGGAUACUCUGGCAGGUAUGGUGAUUAUGACUUGAGUUACAAUUCCCACAGUCCAAGAGGUAACAUUCCACUACCGAGAAGCCCUAGUUUUGGGAGGUCUCUGUCAGACAGAGGUAGAAGGAGUCCUUUAGUUCAGGAGAGUUCUUCAAUCUAUAAUUCAUAUGGUUCUUCACUGUAUUCACCACCUGAUAGGCUGCCUUCUCCCCGGCAUUAUGGGUUAGACAGUCGCAAUUAUUUCAACCCUGAUUCUUCAUCUCACCAUAACAGUACACGUGAUAUGCCCACACGUCAUAGUAGGUGGCGAAUGCCAUAA
This is a messenger RNA of Ilex paraguariensis (yerba mate), 1182 nucleotides long. The record is from the annotation of a GenBank genome assembly. Lineage: Eukaryota; Viridiplantae; Streptophyta; Magnoliopsida; Aquifoliales; Aquifoliaceae.